Ornithorhynchus anatinus (platypus) is the source of this 2024-nucleotide messenger RNA. It is a transcript of the gene TEFM, whose product is annotated as transcription elongation factor, mitochondrial. Gene Ontology annotation, biological process: mitochondrial transcription; transcription elongation by mitochondrial RNA polymerase. Gene Ontology annotation, molecular function: DNA polymerase processivity factor activity; nucleic acid binding. The record is from RefSeq and is a predicted model, not a curated record. The coding region runs from base 56 to 1117 and encodes 353 amino acids. The transcript is spliced from 4 exons. Gene Ontology annotation, cellular component: mitochondrial nucleoid. Lineage: Eukaryota; Metazoa; Chordata; Mammalia; Monotremata; Ornithorhynchidae.
GGCCGCGGCGGACGGGGAUCCCCCGAACCCCGGCCGGACCGGAAGCGGAGCCGCCAUGUGGACCCUGUUGCCAAGAGGGAGGCAGAAGUUAUUUCAUACCGUCCUGGAUUUAUCUCCCUUCCAGUACUUGCACCUCUCCGCACACCCCGUGAAGAAAGCUUACCCCGACUUUUCCUCGUCAGUUCAAAACAGAAAGGACACUGAACCGGCACUGGAAAACAUCUUCUCCUCUGAGCAGCAGUAUGCUAUCCUGCAGGUGCUCAACACAGCAUCCGCAGAAGAACUUGCCGAGUUUCGAUUAUUGCGGGGAAGGAAGUCCGUCAACAUCGUAGAGCACAGAGAAAAACACGGACCCUUUGUAGACUUGCAGAACUUACUAGAUGUGCCCUUGUUCCAGUAUAAAACCACCGUUCAAGUAUGUAACUCUAUUCUUCUACCCUCUGAGAAUGAAAAAGAAGAGAAGAAAAGACAAGCGAGUGUAACCCUGGGAAGGCUCAUCAGACCUGAAAUAGAAAGAGCGAGGCUUAAGACAGCUAAGAGCGUCGUGUCUGUGGUUUUUGGCCUCCACAAACUGGCCUGGGCUCACCUCGAUCACAAGUUAACAGUUCUUGAUUGGCAGCAGGAAGAAUGCUCCAGACUGAUGAGAGGAGAUUACGUACCGUCUGUCUACCUGGAAGAGGUGUCUUCCAUCAUUUCCAUGAUGCCCGAAGCAGAUUUCUACGUCCUGGAAAAAAAUAGGCUCUCUGUACAGCAGGCGUCCCUGUUCCCUCUGACCUUACACUUUCACAUUAUGGAGGCCAUGCUCCACGCCCUGUUAAAUAAGACAUUCAUGCAGGAUGGCCAGCACAGGGUCUUGAGCCUGAACCGGGUUGCAGUCGGAAAGCAUUUCGGAUUAAUGGUCGGGAGCAGCCGGACCAGCGGAAAAGAUUUGGUGAAGCAGAUGCUCACGUGCUCCGUAACGGAAGCGAACCCCCGGGUGUCCUUUCUACCAGAAAAUGUGGUCCACUACCAGCAGAUGUUCUCUCCCGUGGCCCAAACCAGAGAUGAGGAGAUGUAUGAUUCUUUGCUUCAAGCAGUUGCUUUUUAUGAACUGGCAGUUUUUAAAGCUUAUUCUUAAGCAGUGGAACCCUCACGCUUUGUUUACCAGGCCUGGAAAGUUUGUCCCUAGUCUGGUCAACCCCUGACCAGGAAGCCUUCUCAAGCUACAGAACAGAUUGACUCAAAUUUUAUUCCAUUUCUCAAUCUGCCUACCUUUCGGGUAGAGAAAUGAAACACUCACAAGUAAGCAGGAAAAUAUAAAUGAAACACAAGUAAGCAGGAGAAUAUAAAUUGGAUAACCAGCCUUCUGCAAGUUGACAUCUCAAGCUUAAUACUUUUUCGUUUCAAGGGUUGGUAGAUGGGUUGGUGGGGGACUGUGGAGGUCAAAACAGAAUGUGGCCAUUAGCGGUGGGAAUGUUUUGUUACAAGCAAUGCUGCAAAACUGGAUUUUCCCCUCUUUAAAAUCAAGGAGAAUUGAAUUGAUUGGAUUCCUAUUAAAAUGUAGUUUCAAUGAGUUAAAAAAAAAAAUCUGUGUGCUUGUCAACAGUAGAGUCCCCAGUGUGAAAGGACUCUGUUAGGUGAUUGGAAAAAAAAAUAAUAAGUAUUAUCACCUGGUCCCAGACCCUAUGUACUUGGUUACCUCAAAAAUGGAGUAGCAGAUGACACGUUGGUAAAUGGAUUUUGAGAAAGAUUUAAAAAACCUCAUCUUGUUAGAGGAAAGUUUCCAUCUCUAAGUUGGGACAUGUAUUCUGCAUAGGGAGAUUGGAAAACAAUUACUUAAUAUAAAAUAUUUUAGUAAAGGUGAGUCUAAGCACUCUUCUACCAUCCGUACAUUAGACACUUGAAUUUAUUCCUUAUGUUUUUUUUGCCCCCCCAAAGAACACAGAAAUCAAGAUUGGACCUUAAUGUGGAGAAGUAUUCUAUCACUUCUUUGUUUUGGUUAGGGAGUUGGGUUAUUGUCUAUAAUAAACGGUAAAACAUCUACA